GUGUCUCUGUUCAUUGCAGGGGAGUUGGACUAGAUGGCCUUUAAGGGUCCCUUCCAAUUCAAACAGUUAUUUUAAGUCCAUUCCUACCGGUAUAUUCUUGAAUUGCAGUGCUUUGUGCCAAACCCAUAUAGACUGUCAAUGAUUUAAAAGAGGUGAAUAUUAAUAAAAAGUAGAAUGUGCACACACACAAAAAAAGCAUUUAGCACAAGGAUCCUCUGGGUCUUGUCUAAGAAGUACUGUAGGAUUUGUCCUGCAGUCCAGCUGAUUAAGCAAGCACUGGAUACCACAAGGAGCCAUUUUUCUUAUCUUCAUGCAAAGGAUUUAUGUGAAGAAACACAGUUAAAAUACAGUUAAUUGUCAGCACUAAAUCGCCUAAAUUCCCUGAGCUAAAUUAAAGCACAGCUGACUCAACAACAGACUCUGACCAGGUAAGAAGAGAGCUCUGAAAUAAGAAAAAAAAAUGAGUGGAACUGUAAUUAUAGAGGGUGAAAACAUGACACUACUUUCCAAGUGACAGCUUCCUCCAUGUGUCCUUGCUAGGUCUCCCCCAUUGUACCAUGGGGACAAUCCUUGGUCCUUCCUCACCCCACUACACAUCAGUGCACCUCUCUCUGUGGAGAGGAGCUGGUGCUGACCAUGCUGCAGGGUCCCCAGGCUGAAGGGCCAUGGGGUUGGUUACCUUUAACCAGUGGGUUUCAGCAGUCUACAGCAAUGUAUUUUUGCAUUAGAACUAACCUCAAUCAUUCUGUAGGUGCCUGUUUUCAAAUGUCAAGAGCCACUCUCUUAAGGCUCUUAAGGAUCCCCUGUGCUAAUUCUGCACAAAUAUUAAAUUCUAGAGGAGUCAUAAUUGAUCCCUUAGAUAUCAGUAAAGCAAGAACUGAGCCCUGUGGAAAAGCUGCUUACAGAGAAUGGUAAUCUUGAAGUCUUUGUGGGAUCAGUGAAUAUGGUAUUCACACAAAGCGUUUCGAAGUAGGAUAUGUUAUACAGCCUGAGUUAAACUUGUGUUACACUUGUAUUGCAGUUGCUGACAUAAAAUUAUAUGCUUCUAUGAGAACUAGCUCUUAUAACACAUUUAAUGAGAACAAGCACUCAGAGUAUCCUGGAAAUACAUAUGCAAUUCAUGAGAUCACUAAUGGCAUUUAGCACAGCUCAUUAGCUCUCUGGGCCUGAACAGCACUGAGCAUAGCACGGUAUCACCUAAAUGUCAAGAGUGUCAGAUGAAUAAGCCAGGCAGCCACCAAGUGCAGAGGGAAAUCAUCCCUCAUUCAAGAGCUGAGAAGAUCUGCAGCCUCUCCAGCUCAGUGCUCAUAGAAUUCCUCUGCAUGACAAGACAACCAAUAUCCCACAUCAAAGCUAGAAUGGGAUGAAGCCAUUUCUCUUUCCCUCUAAUAUCUGGAAUAAAAGAUGGGGCUCCCAGGUCGUAGCCAAAUGUGUCCAUGACUCUGGUUGCAUGUGUUGACUGAACCAGUCCCACACUGUUGCUGUGGGGCUUUCAGUGGGUCUGCUUGCAUUUUCCAUCUCCUGGAAGUAUUUCAGUGCUUGGAGAAAAGGAAGAAAAACUAAAGAAAUGGCUUUUGCAGAAAAUCUGAUAAAAAAAAAAAAUUAAAACAUUUGGAACAGAUGAGAAAAUAUUCUACAAUUUUCUACAAGUAUUUUGGACUGUUAAAAAAAAUAAUAAUUAUUAUAAUUCUCUGGCAGCAGCAAAUCAUUCCAGCAGACAAUUCCCCAUUCCUUCCUACGUUAGUGCUUGGGAUUUUUUCCCUCAAAUAGAAACCUAAAACAAAAGGUAUUGCACAAGUGGACUAAGGAGUGAAAAAAUGCCACUCUUGAGCCAUGAGUACACAGGCACUGAGUCGAUGCCACCUGAAUCAACACAGUGCAACAGAUGGGGAUUUUAACGUGGUUCGUGCUAUUAAUCAUUAAUUUAUUUUUUAAGCCAUCGCUGUGAAUCUUCCCAGAGCAGGCUGCUAUUCUGCCUGUUAUGAAUCACUCAGCCAGCGCAGGAUGAGAUCAUUAUCAUUUCACUUAGUGUUUCUGAAGCUGCCAAGCAUCCCCUGAGUGUUUCCUGCAGACCCAGAGUGCGGGGCAGCAGUAAAGUGUAUGUCUGGCUACAAGCUGAGACACCAUGCCAAUGCACAGAAUGGAAGUCAUGGAUGGCAGCUGUGUGGCCAUUGCCAGUGCCUUGGUAGUGUUGAAAAUUCCCACAUUGUAAAGUCCAAGGACACAGCACAAGGACUGGGAGGCAGGUUGUGAAAAAUAAGGAUUUUCUUCUUUCAUUUUUGGUGUAAAACUUCCUGCUUGCUUUAUUGAAACAACAAUUACAUCAGAGGCAUGAUGUAGCAACAGGGCAAAGGGGAGAAGCUGAGAGCCACGGAGCCAGCACCACAUUUGUGUGGAAAGAAAGGGAAGGAAUGGAGCGAAGAGGAAUUCGUGAAUGACUUGGCAAGAAAAGCACUCAGCCUUCUCCUGUCCCUGCCAUCAGGCAUCAGCAUCAUUUCCCCAAGAGCCUUCUGGCAUGUGAAGGAUGCCAAGAGAGAAGGAUAAACAAAAAAAAGCAGUAACUACAUGACCAUUUUCACUUCCUAAAGUGGGUGACAGAAAUUCCCCCUAGGUCAUAUGAUCUUUGUUGAAGCUGCACCAGGAAGAGCAGCAGCAGCCAGCGAGUGCAGGGCGUCUCCAUACAAAAGCCUCUGCUGCCUGAGCCAGAGGUCAGAGCAGCACAGGGAUGUGCAUACAAAUGCACGCAGACGUAUCAAGGUGAGGUGCAAACAUCCUCCCAGCUGGAUUGUGUCUUGCACAACCCUGAUUCUAUGCAACCUGGCAGACCUUUUGUUUUCCCUCCACUGCUCUACUUCAAGCAUGUAUCCAGACCAGAACUUCUGAGAAGGCUCCAGCACAUCUCUCAGAAAGCAGCUCUCCUCUCUAUGUGAUUAGAGGUGGUCAUCUGCACCAUGUUGGGGAUGAUGGCAAUGAGAAGAUGGGUUGAACCAGUGGUCGCAGGCUCCCAGGUGGCCAGUGCCUUCUAUGACACAGCGCUGCUGCUGGUGGUGAAGAACUUCUACAACCAGACCAAUUCAACCGCCCUUUCCCAAGUGCUGGAAGAUGCUCAGCAGAAAGCUGUCUCUAAUUUUUAUAUCAUCUACAACCUUGUCCUGGGUCUGAGUCCACUGGUGUCAGCCUAUGGCUUGUCCAAGCUGGGGGACAAGGUGCAUCGGAAGAUCCCUAUCUGCGUCUCACUUCUUGGCUAUUUGGGCUCCAAAUCUGUCCUGCUUCUCCUGAUCCUGCUGGACUGGCCAAUUGAGGUGAUGUAUGGGGCUGCAGCCUUCAAUGGGCUGACAGGCGGCUUCACCACAUUCUGGGCAGGCAUCAUGGCUCUGGGAUCUCUGGGCUCCUCUGAGAGCAGGAGGUCUCUGCGGCUCAUCAUUAUUGAGAUGGUGUAUGGCCUUGCAGGCUUUCUGGGAAGCAUAGCAUCUGGCUACCUCUUUGUUGGCUUCAGCUAUCACUUUCGAGAGGGCACUGUGCUGGUGAGCUGCAGUAUUGCUUGCUAUGCUUUCUGUUUCCUCUACAGUGCUUUUGUGCUUACAGUCCCCAAGCCAGCAGCUUCCUGCCCAGACAAAGACAAGAGUGUAGAGGAGGCUGGCAGCCAGCUACCAGGCCAUACAGGAGGAGCAGAGAGCACCCAGCCUUCAGAGAGCAGCAGCCAAACUCCAGUAACACCCUCAAAACUAAUCAUCAUUAUGCUUUUUGUGGCAGCGAUCCUCUAUGAUCUUGCCGUGGUUGGUGCAAUGAAUGUACUUCCACUCUUCUUGAUCAGGGAGCCUUUGAGUUGGAAUGCCGUGGAGAUCGGCCACGGCAAUGCUGCCGGGUACAUGAUUUUCAUCACCAGCUUCCUGGGGGUACUUGUGUUCUCCAAGUGCUUUAAGGACAUCACCAUGAUCAUGAUCGGAGUGGUGUCAUUCAGCGCCGGCAUCCUCAUCAUGGCCUUUGUGCAGUGGACCUUCUUGUUCUACAUCGCUCGGGCAGUGAUGCUUUUUGCCCUCAUCCCCUUACCAACCAUCAGGUCCAUGUUGUCCAAGCAUGUUGAAGGAUCAUCCUAUGGUAAGGUGUUCUUCCUGCUGCAGCUGUCCUUAGUCAUCACCGGAGUAGUAACAUCCACAGCCUACAACAAGAUCUACCAAAGCACGCUGAACUGGUACAGCGGCUUCUGCUUUGUUCUGUCUUUCCUGGCUGGCUGCCUGAGUCUCCUCCCUUUAAGCAUUGUGGCCAUCAAACAACGUUCAAGCACUGGUUCUCUUCAGAUUCUGACCAAGUGACAGAAGCUGUACCAUCCAACACAUCUUUCAGUCUUGAUUAGUAAUUUGAGGAAGGUCUGCCAAGCAUUUGCCCCUGUAAUUAACUUCAUUUCAGGAAGCACCUCAUCUGUCCUCACCUCACAGCAUGCCAUGCUCUCAGCCACUGAGACACCCAGUGCCUUGUUGUUUCUGCAGUACAUCAUCAUGCAGAGUGAUGGGUGCACUGGCUGUAGGUUACUGUCAGUGUUCCAAACAUCUUCCUUUCAUUCUAGGCUACUUAGCAAUAAUGCAGAGGGAGAAGAACAGGGCAGAAAUGGGAGGUGUGUUUCUAAGCACAUCAUCCAGUGUAAAAGGGAAAAGCCAUAGUUCUCCACUAUUUUCUUCUAGUCCUUCAAGUCUGAAAACUCAAAGCAGUUCUGUGACUUUGGUUUACAUGGUAGAGGUCCAGAAGCAGCACACUGGGAAUGCACAGCUUCUACCAUACUACAGACAAGAGUAAAGAUGACUGAUGUUAGGAAGAAAAAUACAGAAUUGUCAUACUAAACAAAAACAAACAAAACAAAAAAAUCCCACAAGGUAGAUUUUUUGUAAUCUCUACAAUAAAACACUUCUUAAUACA
Messenger RNA from Coturnix japonica (Japanese quail), 4911 nucleotides. It is a transcript of the gene SLC46A2, whose product is annotated as solute carrier family 46 member 2. Gene Ontology annotation, biological process: transmembrane transport. The record is from RefSeq and is a predicted model, not a curated record. Gene Ontology annotation, molecular function: transmembrane transporter activity. Lineage: Eukaryota; Metazoa; Chordata; Aves; Galliformes; Phasianidae. Gene Ontology annotation, cellular component: membrane.